UUUGAGCACACGAGCUGAGCAAAAAAGUAAUAAUAGCUGCGUUCGAGAAGAACAAGAGCAACAACAACAAUAUGAAAAGACCAAUGAUGACGUCAAAUUGUUAGCAACAAAUUUAAUAAAUAUUACUAAAAAUAUGAAAAGAUGUAGCGAUGAGCAACAACUGGCCCAGAGUGAGAGCAGUGAUUUGCUCUUUCAACAAGUUAUUAAUGAUGAAGAUGAAACGUUUGCAAAAACAACAACUAAGACUAAAACUAAAACUAAAACACCCGCAAUGAGUAAAAAUCUAGCACAUUUAGAUAUAAUUUAUAAAAAUAUGAGCCAUCAAAUAGCUAACUCUUCGAAUGAUACGCUCAAUGCUAUAGCCACCUUAGACGUAUUGAUCGACCACCAGCAAAUAUGCUCAGAUGUGCGCGAUACGUCUUUGCUAGUAGAGGUACCAGUUGCUGUAGGUACUGCGUCGGAAACAUAUCCAUCAAUACGUUUAGUACUAGCGCAGGCCAUAUCGCAUGAGAACUCAUUACACAAAGCAUCGAUUUUAGAAAAAACAGAAUCAUCAGCGGCAGAAGUGACCAAGAAUGUUUCAGAUUGUGCUACACCUGAAAAAUUGACUAAAGAAAUUCAAGGUCUUGGAAAAAAUAUAGAUGAAUCACGACAAACGGAAGUGAUUAAUGAAAAGUGCGUGAAAAGUGAAAAAACUGACAUGACCAUUACGAAAUCAAUUAGCGUAGAAAGUGAGGAAGAAUACAUAACUGAAUCAUUAACGAGUUCCGGUAUUGGUGCGGAAGAACUUACUGAAGUCGAAGUUAAUGAAAUGAAGUACGAAAUGAAAAGUGCUGAAAGUGCUACGACUCAAGGUCGUUCGAGCUAUAAAAGUGAUGUUCCAUCAUCUGUAACUGUACGUAGUAAAACACCGAAUAGUGGUUUAAGCGAUACAAAGAACAUAAAAAACGAUUACAGUAGUUCUCGAUUAAAAAAUGAAAUUGUAACACCAACACAAACGCGUCUGAAUACUUCUAUAGGUUUUAACAGCAAUCGCGUUAAAAUUGAUCCAAAAAACCCGGAAUCCGUGCGUACAGGUACUAAUGUCGGUUACAGUAGUAAUGCCGGUGUGAAAAGUGAGCCUAUUACACAUAAUGUAACUACUGGUACCACUAAUACUUAUAACAAACAUAAUUCUAAUAUUUUGAGUUCCACUCGUAAUCCACCAAUUACUCCAUACAAUAGCAAAAAUGAUGUAAUUCAAUCAAGUGUUCCACGUCGAAGCAGUGCUAGUGCUGCACCCACAAAGCGUGGAGUUAUAGAUUAUACUGAACUAGGCUUACGUGAUACUACUAAUAAGCGGCAUAGUUCAGGAAUGGACUAUACUAAAGACUUAUCUGAACGUGUUAUACGAGAAACUGCUAACAAAAGGCAUAGUACAGGUAUGGAUUAUACUAAGGACUUGACUGAACUUGGCGUACGUGAAGCUUGUAACAAAAGACAUAGUACAGGCAUUGAUUAUACUAAGGAUUUAACUGAAUUUGGUUUACGUGAUGCUGCUAAUAAGAGAUAUAGUACUGGUAUUGAUUAUACUAAGGAUUUAUCUGAUUUUGGUACAGUAAAAACUCCACGGAAGGAAAGUGAAAUAAAACAUUCCUAUUCGGUUGAUGCUAUGCCGUCGUCGCUACCAACGAGUACGCGUUUGAGGCGCCAACGACGUAUGUAUUCACAGGACUCCGCCGACGAUUCCGAAAGUGCACUUGAAAAACUGAAUCGUUUACGUGCGCGUAUAUCGGGUGCAUUAAGUGAAGUAAAAGGAGUACUUAAACAAUAUAGCACUGAAACGGAAGCUGAAUCUGAUAAUACGUUGGAUAAUAAAAACAUACUGGAGUCAAAAAAAGUUGAUGAUGGACCAGUACAAUUUCGAUUUGUGAAGAAGGUGCGUAGAAGGAGUUUUUUCAAUGAAGCAGAUGAAGAUGCAGUAAAAACUGUGGCAGAAAAUAAUGCAACUGAAACAAAAACUGAAGCGAUGAAUAGUGAAAUUGUUUCAAAUAAAAGUGCUGAAGAAAUCAAACCAAUCAAUAUUAAUGAAGACAGUCAAGAUUCGGAAAGUGGUAAAUUGCUAGACUUAAAAACUGUUGCUGCUAAUGAAGAAUCAUUAGAUUUAAAUAAUAAUGAAGCUAAAACUGUAAGUGAAAAUGAAAAAUUAGAGAAUAAAAGUGAUGAAAGCUGUAAUAAAAUAAAUAAUAAUUACAUUACAAGUGCUGUACAAUUACAAGCAGUUUCUAAUGAAAAUCAAAUUUCUGAACAAAAUUUAACUUCAACCAUAGAUGAAGUUGACAAAGCAGUCUCGGGUAGUGCCAAAAAUGACUUAAAUGUAAUGAAUGCCCAAUUACAAGUAGUGGAACAUACACGACGUUUAUCACCAAAGUUAAAAAAUAAAGAUACUAAUAAUAAAAAAAGUGCUUCUGAAAAGCUAUUGCCAAAUUCAGAAAGUAUUAACUCGGUUAAUAAAAAUAAAAAUAAAAACUUAAAUUUAAAUUCAGAAGUGCAAAAUAUUGAAUCAAAAAGAAAGUUAUCACCAAAGUUAAACAAACAGGAAACUAAUAAAAAAAUUCCUCUUAAAGUGGAAGAAAAUACUAAACCCUCGAUUCAUAUUAAAAAAGACACUUCACCAAUGCAUGAAAAUAAAAAAUUAAAUGUAGAAUCUUUAAAGUCUGAAAGCACUGCCGACAGCUCGCUUAAUAACAAUUCUCAUAAAAAAUUAGUUCCAAAUAAAAAUGAAAAUUCUCAAAUUAGCACAACCGUUGCCGACAGCUCGCCUAAUAACAAUUCUCAUAAAAAAUUAGUUCUAAAUGAUAACGAAAAAUCUCAAAUUAGAACAACUGUUGCUAAAAAUGAAGCAGAACUUAAUUCAAUAAAAAAUGAAACUACAAAGACGUCUAUAAUUAACAAUAAUAAACUAACAAAAUCAAAAAAAUUAGAAAACGAAGCAGUUGCCAUGACUGAAAAAAUUCCCACAAUCAAAUUGGAGCAAGGUCAACAAAAUGAUGAAAAAACGCUACAGAUUACUGUGGUUGAGAAGUCUGAAAAAGAAUUAAUAGAGACUAUAUCAAAUGUAGAAAAUCUUGCCACCCCCUCAUUGCAGCAAAACAGUGCAGAUAAUAUAAUAUCAGAAAAUAAAGUCACAAAACUAAGGUCACAAAAUAAAAACUCAAAUGAGCCAGAAAAAAAACGAUUAUCAUUAAAGAGAAAUGAUAGUGAAAUAAGACGUGCCUCUAUUGCAGCUGUCGAAAUAUCUAAAAUAAUACCAUCCUUUGAUGAAGAAACAUCCGUAGAAAUUAAAUUAGAAAGACGUCCCUCAGACUCCACAGCAGUCGUCAAGAAAAAAGUGCAGGGCACAAGCACUAAAUUUGCAUCCGUCAUGGAAAACGAUUUAGCGACAAAGGUUAAAAAGGUCACUAAAGUUAAACGUUCUUCAGUGAAAAAGAAUGCAACAGAUGCUGACGUUAUAGCUGCUGUUGCAACUACAGCACACCAACAAAACACAAUACUAACAACAAAUCAAAUUACAACUGAAGCCAAAGAGGCCAAGACAAGUGCGACAUCAAUUGUUGUCGAUAAUGGCGAACUUAUCAAUGAAAAUAGUUUAUGCAAUAAUAAAAUGUUGCCAAUUACUAGAACAGCUACACAAACACCCACAGAAAAACCAAUAAUAAAUAAUCAAACGAAAUCAAUGCCCAAUGAUGCAUCAUUAACAAUAGCCGAAGUGCCAAUGAUGCCAAUGAUGCCAAUAAUGCCAACAACGACUACUAACGACGCCACAGAAGUUAUAAAAUCGCAAAAUCAAAAUUCUGUACCGCAAAAUCUAGAAAUAUCGCCAACAUUACAAGUUCCAUUGCAAGACGGUACAGUACGAAGUAAUAGUGAAUCGGCAGAAUUAAAAGUUGUCUGCGAAACUCGCACUGAACCAAAUAACUCGGAAAAGCUAGUGAAGAACAUAAUUAAAUCAAAAAGUGAACAAGAUGAAAAAUUAACUCCUCCUGAAAAAUUAAUAACAAGUACGGAAGAGAACAAAUAUAUUGAUGCAGAAAAAAUACAAAAUAAAACAACAACAUUAAUACACAGUCAAGAGUUGUUGGAUAUCAAAAAACCCAUUAAUCAAGAAAUAAUUCCAAGCGAAACGCACGAUAAACAAGCUCAAUCAAGCGAAAGUCAACAGGUGUCCAUAGCUGCCAUUGCCAACACCAACGCUGCGAUAUUGCAAAGUGAAAACUCAACGAGUGCGGACGCGGUUAACGAACGCUUUAAGGACGCAACACCGAAAAUAAUUUCAAUUGCAACUAAUGUAGAUGCAACUACAAAAACUGAAAGCAUCGAUACUGCCCCGAACAGUGUUCAAGUAAUCGUCGAAUGUAACGCAACCGACACAAGUGAGGAAACAACAACAGCAACAGAAGAAACCAUGCCCGAAUUACAAGUCUUACCAGCACCUGUGGUUACAGCACCACAAGUAGGUCAUAAGGAACAUCACAGUGGUAAAAAGAAAGUUAUUAUAAAAAAACUUAUAAGACAAUGCUCGAAAGAUAAGACAAUAACAGCACCGCCUAAGGCUAAUGAAAAUACUAGCUUAAUUGGCGAGGCAAACAUAGAAAACAAUGAUAUUAACGUUAUUCCUCCGGAAGAACUGGAAAAUGCAAUUGAAAUAACAACAAUUGAAACAGAUGUGGAGGUUUCCACAAGUGAAAUUGAAAUACCGGUUGCACCACCAAAAAAACCGCGACGUGUUAAAAAGAAAGUUAUUAUUAAGCGUCAACAACGUAAACUUUCCAUAGGUGAUACAUUCUUUAGAGGUCCAGAAGAGGAACCUGUUGUAUCCGAAAUAGAAACACUUGAAAAGCCUAUAGCAUAUGUGACAGAUGAUGAAGAUGAUGAUAGUAUGAAAGAGAAAAAUGAUGAACCUGUUCAACCGCUGAAAAGUUGCAUGAAAUCGCGUGAGUAUCAAAUCGGUGAUAUAGUUCUAUACGCUGAACGAUUUAAGAAGACACAAAUCAGAUGGAAGAAAGGACGUGUGAUUGAACGCAUAACAAGUAUAUCAUAUAUGCUGGAUAUUGAUGGUAAAGAAGUGCCUUCACAUGUGAAUUAUCUCAAGAAGUUUACAGAACGUAAAGUUAAUUUUGGGGGCAAAGAAUAUUUAGAAAUUGACUAUGAACAGAUUGAAGAGGAGGAGAGACUUGCGCGCACCUACAGCAUAUGGAAUAUGGUAUGAGUAAUGAUACUUUGAAUUAAAGUUAAAAAAAUAUUUUUUUAAAUUUUAUUUCAUAUAAAGUUAUAGUGUUGUGAUGAAA
Molecule: messenger RNA, 5327 nt
Organism: Teleopsis dalmanni
Lineage: Eukaryota; Metazoa; Arthropoda; Insecta; Diptera; Diopsidae
Exons: 3
Coding region: 134-5248 (1704 amino acids)
Source: RefSeq, a predicted model, not a curated record